Miscanthus lutarioriparius is the source of this 480-nucleotide messenger RNA. The record is from the annotation of a GenBank genome assembly. Lineage: Eukaryota; Viridiplantae; Streptophyta; Magnoliopsida; Poales; Poaceae.
AUGAAGCGGGAGUACCAAGACGCCGGCGGGAGCGGCGGCAACAUGGGCUCCUCCAAGGACAAGAUGAUGGUGGCGGCGGCAGGGGCAGGGGAGCAGGAGGAGGAGGAGCUGGACGAGAUGCUGGCCGCGCUCGGGUACAAGGUGCGUUCGUCGGAUAUGGCGGACGUCGCACAGAAGCUGGAGCAGCUCGAGAUGGCCAUGGGGAUGGGCGGCGUUGGCGGCGCCGGCGCUACCGCUGAUGACGCUUCAUCUCCCACCUCGCCACGGACACCGUGCACUACAAUCCCUCCGACCUGUCGUCCUGGGUCGAGAGCAUGCUGUCCGAGCUCAACGCGCCCCCGCCGCCGCUCCCGCCCGCGACGCCGCUGGCCCCGAGGCUCGCGUCCACCUCGUCCACCGUCACAAGUGGCGCCGCCGCCGGUGCUGGCUACUUUGAUCUCCCGCCCGCCGUCGACUCGUCCAGCAGCACCUACGCCCUGA